UUAUGGCUGAACUUUGAAGCAAUUCAACCAUAUCAAAAUUAAAGAGUAUGAUAAUGCUAACUACAAUAAUUAUUUAAAAAAAUUAUAAAAGUUAACACUUUAACACUCUGAGCCAUCAUAGAAUUAUAAUUAUUUUUUUAUUAUAUAUUUAACCCUUACAGGUUCUAUAUAAACCCUUAUUUUCUUUUAUUAUCAUAUUCAUAUCCAAAACAAUUUACCAAAUCAUUACAUUUUUAUCCAAAUGAAGCUUUUAUUAUUAUUGUUAUUAUUAGUAGUAAGAAUAGACGUUAAUCUCUCCCGUGCAGCUUUCGGCCACAAAUAAUCAAAUCUGAUUCGAAAUUCUUUGUUGGAGCUUCUAUCCAAACUGAAAAUGUCACUGCUUUAAGUACAUUGACAUUGCUCUGUGCCCAUCUCCCCAGGUUCCCUUCGCUUCACUGGACUGCAACAUUUUUCCGCUUACUUUCAGGGCUUAUAUUUUAGAUGGAAUCUCAAGGUCAAGGGGAAGUGUGUUCACCUGAGACUCUUGCAUAUAUGGAGCUUGCAAUAGAACAGUUUGUCGUAUGGCAGGCAAAACAUGCUUUGGACUGUCUUGAAGUGCCAGUGGGUUGUGUGAUGGUUGAAAGUGGGAAUGUAAUUGCAUCUGGAAGAAAUCGAACCACAGAGACAAGAAAUGCUACAAGACAUGCAGAAAUGGAAGCAAUAGAUGUUCUUCUCGAGCAGUGGCAGAAAAAUGGACUUUCAGUGUCAGAAGUUGCUGAAAUUUUUUCAAAAUGCACUCUCUAUGUUACAUGUGAACCAUGUAUAAUGUGUGCUGCUGCUUUGUCUAUUCUUGGUAUAAAGGAAGUAUAUUAUGGCUGUGCAAAUGAUAAAUUUGGAGGCUGUGGGUCAAUAUUGUCUUUGCAUUCAAGCAGCAAUCAACCACAUAAUAGUGGGGAAGUUGCACAAGGAAAGGGUUUCAAAUGUACUGGUGGAAUAAUGGCAUCUGAAGCAGUCUCACUUUUGCGAUGUUUCUAUGAGCAAGGGAACCCUAAUGCACCAAAGCCUCACAGGUGUUAAAUGGCUUAAGGGAGGAGCCUCUAAAGAUUUGCUUUGUCUGACUCUUGCAUGUCCUUUUGAGCAGCCUUGCAAACUUGAUUGAAGGAAACUCUGUUGUUGUGCAUGUAAGGAGGAUGCAUCCCUAGGGUUAAAGUGUUUGGCCGAGAGAGUGCCACCGCCCUUGCUUGAGUGUGAGAUGCCUGCUGGGUUUUUGCUGCUCCUUUGCUUCCUCCCUCUGAAUGCGCAAAUCUAUGCUUGAAUGGUUCUCUGGCCUCAUGGCUUUCCUGAUUUACACAGUUGAUAAUGUUUUUAGCUUGAUUUGCUCUUUGGUUUUGCUGGUUCUGAUUGCCUCUCCCUAUCUAUCAUAUGGUCUUGGCUGAGCAAGACUAGAAAUGGAGCGCUGGUUGCCAUGUCUCAGGUCCUCAGCUGUGGGUGUUCCACCCGAUUGGGUAACCUUAGGGUUUUUGUCUGCCUUUUUAAAGCUGUCAAUGGAAAUUUUAUCUCUUGGGAAAAAAAAAAUGUUUUAAUUUGCUCAAUAUCAAUUGGUUGCAGUAUGUAAUAUGAAACAAACUUGAUAUUGUUUCAUGUGGCUUAUGGCCAAAAAGUAUUCACUAAUUGUCAAUUUAUUGAAUUUUAUUGUUUUGUUUUAUUUAAAUUAAA
Molecule: messenger RNA, 1695 nt
Organism: Hevea brasiliensis (rubber tree)
Lineage: Eukaryota; Viridiplantae; Streptophyta; Magnoliopsida; Malpighiales; Euphorbiaceae
Product: tRNA-specific adenosine deaminase TAD2
Exons: 9
Coding region: 481-1056 (191 amino acids)
Biological process (GO): tRNA wobble adenosine to inosine editing
Molecular function (GO): tRNA-specific adenosine-34 deaminase activity; zinc ion binding
Source: RefSeq, a predicted model, not a curated record